Molecule: messenger RNA, 2196 nt
Organism: Galendromus occidentalis (western predatory mite)
Lineage: Eukaryota; Metazoa; Arthropoda; Arachnida; Mesostigmata; Phytoseiidae
Product: Bardet-Biedl syndrome 2 protein homolog
Exons: 12
Coding region: 1-2196 (731 amino acids)
Biological process (GO): non-motile cilium assembly
Cellular component (GO): neuron projection; ciliary basal body; membrane
Molecular function (GO): protein binding
Source: RefSeq, a predicted model, not a curated record
AUGGCGCACAGCACGCCGAUGAAUGCCGUCUUCACUUUCAACCUAAAUCACAAAAUUCUCCCUCGACGGGUCGCCGUCGGUCGCUUUGAUGGAACCCAUCCGUGCAUUGUUGCAGCCACGUCUGCUGAAAAGGUUUUCGUCCACAAUCCUCACACGAAGACGAAACGACAGGGCGAUCGAUGGCUGACGGACCCAGCAGCCGCAGCUGCAGAUGUUUCCCUCCUGAACAUAAAUCAGAAAGUGUCAUCGCUGGCAACAGGAACCCUGAGGCCAGGGUCUUCCGAGGAGGUCCUCGUCGUAGGAACACCGAAUUCCGUACUAGCAUACGACGUUGAAAAUAACAGCGAUCUAUUCUACAAAGAGAUUGCGGACGGCGCGAAUUGCUUGUGCGUGGGGCAUCUAGGCACGAUCACGUCUCCCCUUGUCCUUGUCGGUGGGAACUGCUCCAUUCAAGGCUUCGACUACGAAGGGAAUGAUGUGUUCUGGACGGUGACUGGUGACAAUAUAACUUCGAUGGCUCUUACGGACUUCAAUGGCGACGGUCUUCAAGAGCUGCUGGUGGGUUCAGAGGACUUCGACAUCCGAGUCUUCAAAGAAGAUGUCAUUGCGCACGAAAUCACUGAAACGGAGUCGAUCGUGUUCUUGUGUUCACUAACUUCUGAGCUCUUCGCAUACGCGCUGGUGAACGGUACAAUCGGCGUUUAUCAGAAUGGAGGUGCUCGGCUGUGGCGAAUUAAGUCGAAAAAUCAGCCAAUCUGCCUCGUCGCAUUCGAUAUUGACGGAGACGGUAAACCUGAACUCGUCACUGGAUGGUCGAAUGGGAAAGUGGAUGCCCGCAGCAUUCGCACCGGUGAAGUAUUGAGCAAAGAUUCCUUCGGGCAUUCGAUCGCCGGUAUCGUGAUCGCGGACUACGUUCUCGACGGAACGGAACAACUGAUUGUGUGCUCAGUCGACGGCGAAGUUCGAGGCUAUUCGCCCACUACCGCUGAGUACCGGCAACAACUCAUGGAUGCCAACUACGAGCAAGAAACUAUCAGGGAAUUGAGUCAAAAGAAACAAGCUCUCGUAAUGGAGUUGAGUAACUACGAACAGGCGAAGAAGUUGUCUGAGAUGAACAGCGCUCAGCAAGUUCAGGCCAUCGCCAAUCAAGAUAUCGCCUGCAUUGCGGCAAACACGCGCUUGAAAACUGGUCUCGCCAUCAACAUGGGAGGCGAUGGACUACAGCCGCAUGUGGAGAUCCUCCUGGAAACGAACAACGAGACAAUAAUUCAAGCCGUCAUCGUUUUUGCCGAAGGGAUUUUUCAGAACGAAAGCCUCGUUAUUCACAACGAUGACUUCGCAAGCAGUCAAGCGGUCGUCCCGCUCACACCCCCGAGGGAUGUGGAAGUCGACCUUCACAUCAAAGCCUUCAUCGGUUACAAGAACUCAACCCAGUUCCACGUAUUCGAAGUCUCAAGGGCUCUCCCGAGAUUCGCCAUGUACACCGUCUGCUCGGAGUCCCCGAGCUCAGAGGCAGAAGGCACAGUCAAGUUCCAGCUCAAUGACAGACCUCAUCGAGUGGCCCAAUGGAUAAAUCAGAGUUUCCUCCUGGAAGAAGAAGUAAGCGUGCGAGAAGACCUCCACAUGACUUUCCUCAGCCUUCGUGACUCGAAACUCGUAACUUUCGACAUGGAUUUCUCAGGAGAGAUGACGAUCCGAACUGAAUCCAUGGAAAUCGCUGGUGAGAUGAUUCAGUCGCUCACUUCAUUUCUCGGCAUUGAAGAGCUCCAAUCUGCAGCCGAUUUCCCGGCGGAGAGUGAAAAUCUCCUCCAACUCAUGCAACGCAUCGAAGAAUUCCAGAGUGCUAAGAUGCAAAUGUCGGCGCAGAUGGCUGACAAUUCGGCUCUCAUUCGAGCGCUCAUAGUCAGAGCUGAAGACGCUCGGCUCAUGAAAGAUUUCAAAGCCAUGCGUCAGUGGUACAUGGAACUGCAGCCCCUGAACCGAGAAUUGAUUCAAUCGCACAAAAUACGGAAUCAAAGUCACGAACAAUUGCAACAACAGCUGCGGGAGCUCCACAAAAUACUCCAAAAAGCGGCUCGUCUACGAGUUGGUCAGUACAAAGGUCGCUGUGUGACAGCGUGCCGUGGAGCCCUCAAGACGACGAAUCCUACCGCGGGAGCUCGGGCUCUACUCAAGAUCAUUUCGAGCGGAGAGUGA